GUUUUUUUGUAGCCGCGUAGCGUGUUCGCCGUGUUGCGGUUCCGUCUAGGUCUCUCGUCUCUCGGUCUCUGGUAUUUGUGUUGUAUAAUGAUGACAACAAGAAAGAAGCUUGUUUUUCUUAUGUUCAUAUUCACGGUGGCUGCUGCCGUUCCUAAACCUGAAGAGGUUGAAAAGAAGGAAAGGACCGUUGAGAAGGAUCUAAGUGAUAAGAAACAUUAUGAACAUGAGCAACACAAUGUGGAGUACGAUCACGAGGCGUUCCUUGGUGAAGAUGCAAAAACCUUUGAUCAGCUUUCUGCUGAAGAAAGUAAACGGAGAUUGGGGUUGAUUGUGGAUAAGAUUGAUGGAGAUAAGGAUGGCUUUGUUAGCCAAGAAGAGCUCAAAGAUUGGAUACGAUACACCCAGAGACGCUACAUCUUAGACGAUGUAGACAGACAAUGGAAGACACACAAUCCUGAGGAGAAAGAGACCAUAUCCUGGGACCAGUAUAAGAAGAUGCUGUACGGCUUCAUGGAUGACAUGGACACAGCAGACCUAGAGAAAGACGAGGAAGGUUUCUCAUACGCUGCAAUGCAGAAGCGGGAUCGUCGCCGGUGGGCUGUCGCUGACCUCAACGGAGAUGAUCUGAUGAGCAAGGAAGAGUUUGCGGCAUUCCUCCACCCGGAGGAGACGGGUCACAUGAGGGAUGUGGUUGUCCUGGAAACCAUGGAGGACAUUGACAAAGACAAGGACGGGAAAGUGUCCUUACAAGAGUACAUUGGAGAUAUGUACAGAGGUUCAGAGGGGGAAGAUGAGCCUGAAUGGGUUCAGAAUGAAAAGGAACAGUUCAGCCAAUACAGGGACAAGGAUGGUGAUGGAUUCAUGGAUGCAGAUGAGGUGAAGAACUGGAUCAUUCCCCCAGACUUUGACCAUGCAGAAGCAGAAGCGAGACACCUGAUUUACGAGAGCGAUGGUGACGGAGACUCAAAGUUAACGAAGGAAGAGAUCCUCGCCAAGUACGAUCUCUUCGUAGGCUCUCAAGCUACAGACUUCGGAGAAGCUCUGGCGCGACACGACGAAUUCUAAAUCCCAGUUACUUAAUUAUAGUUAUCUAGUUAUCAAUCUUAGUUAUGACAAUAUUCAUUUGUAGUUUCAAAGUCUAUGUAUUUUAUUGUUUACGAAUUUAUAUAUUUAUGUGAGUAUACAACUGAAUCUCCCAGUAUUGUAUUAUAUUUUAUAUGUGCAACAAUCUUUUUAAUGAGGGAUAGUUGUUGCAGACUUUUAACUAAUUGUUACAACUUUAUUUUACAAAUAGGAUAGGUAGUAUUUUUUACUAACUGCAUUUAAACUGUGUUUCGCACUUAAUGACUACAUGUUGACAAAUUUUAUACAGUUUUUGUCGUUUCUAGUGUCAUUUUCAAAUGCACACUUAGAAGAAAAAGUUAAGUGCUGUUCUUACAUUUAAUUUGCAUCUUUCAUGACAUUAUUUGUUUCCUACAUCUCUUAGCCAUUCCUAGUGUUUUAUGUACUUAUAUUUAGGUGAAGAUCAGAUACAUUCUUUGUGUGUAAUUUUUGUCUGUAUGAUUGUAAUUUACUAUUAGUCUUGCAAUGGUAUGGUUAUAUUUGUGUUUAACCAUGUUAAAUUGUUUCUACUGGUAACUGGUAGAUUUAAUAUGUCACAUUCUUAAAUUUUACUUAUGAAUACCUUUGAUUUUAACAAUGGACUAAAAUUAACUAUGAAAUAAUCUAUCUCUUUUAUCCUUUGUCAACUUCUUAUCUAAUUUACCCCACAUACAUUUUCUUUUGACAGUUAUGUGGUACUGAUUAGCUCAAAUACUUAAGCAAGGCCAGUAAUUUUACUUGUGCUUCUCUAACAUAUACAUCAAACAGUACUGGAUUGCCUGUUUUAAUUCAUCUUGUAAAACUGCUGUAAAACUGUUGUAUUAUUGUAUGUUAAUAUUUUAUUGGUGCAGUAGAAUUUCACUAAAUCUGGCAGCAGUUAUUUUGUCUAAUAUAUUUGUUUUAAGCAUUGACCACACAGGAGUUAAAUUCAUUUAAACCUAAAAGGAUACAAAGUUUGAACAUUAAAUGUUAAAAAUGUGUUUAUCUAAUGCCUUGGAUAGUUUAAAUUAUCCUCAAUAUUUAAAGAGUAAACAAUUUAUAAAUAAAAACGCCAUUCUUAAUGUCUUGGAAACACAGUGAAAAGUAUCUAGGAGAAAUAGCAUAUUUUGAGGAUUUGCAAAAGUUUCUAUUUUCAACAGCAAAACAGAAUAUAUUUUCUCCUUUUGUUCUGUCAAACUAUUAUAUUGUUUGUUAUUUGUUGUUCAUAAAACUUAAACAUUCUAUAAAAAGUUUUGGUCUUAAAAAAGUAAUCAUAGUCUUCACAUGCUUGAAAAUGUAUACAGCAAAUCCUGAAAAAGUAAUAAUCAAAUCAAAGAAUUUAUGUGGAGCCUAAGAGAUCAAAUAUUACUUUUAUUCAUACAUAACUUAAUGGUUCCUAAAGGUUAUGCCAAAUUUGUUAAGUACUUUGGUAAUUUGUAUGACGUCACUGAAUGAAUCUCUUAUGUGAAUCUCACUUUUUAUUCCAAGAAAUAGUUGUGAUUUUUCUCUUCACAGUUUUAUAAAACUUCUACUUAUGAAAAUUAUUAUAAAUUAUUAUAUCUAUAAUUGGUAGAAUAGGAUUUUAUUGAUUAACAAUCAUUCAUAUUCUAAUGUUAAAAAUUGAAUCAAGCAACUAGUUUUGGCAAAAAAUUGUUGCCUUCCUCAGGAAGAACAAGAACAUACAUCUAUGUAGUCAUUUUGCUUGAUGCAAUGUCAAGGAAUACCACGAGAAGGUAUUAAUAUUGUAUUAAAUAUUGGUAAUCCAGAGGCUAUAACAAAAUAUUUUUAAUAUGAUGGUUAAACAUCAAGAUACAGUAGGGAAAUAGACAAAUCAUGCGAUUUUGUUACUUUUUCAUAACCGAAAUAAUAUUAAUGAAUAUUUAUAUUUCAAGUUAUAUAUUUCAAGUCAAUAGAUGAAUGAGGCAUUUUAAAUAAUUAGUUAUUUAUUUAUGAAAGUAAUGAAUUUUAAAAUAAGUUGUUUUUAAUAGAGGGUGGGCAAGUAUUUGAUAUGGCUUUAACUUGUACAUUGUUAUAGUUUAUUAAUAAUAGCAUUGAGAAUGUAAGAUUUUUUAAAUGUACAAAUGUUUGUACACACUAAAAGAAUGCUUGAAAAAAAUACUCAAAUGUAAAUCAACACUUGCCCAUCCUUACAGGUAACAUUGCCAAAGAUAAAUGUAUGGAUGUAAGUGAAGUGUUAUGUGCCAUAGUCUUCCAUUAUUGUAUAAUUCACUGCCUUUAACUAUGGCCCUUUUUAUAAAUAAAAUGGUGCUUAAUGAUA
Messenger RNA from Macrosteles quadrilineatus (aster leafhopper), 3358 nucleotides. RefSeq names its product calumenin (gene scf). The record is from RefSeq and is a predicted model, not a curated record. Gene Ontology annotation, molecular function: calcium ion binding. NCBI's taxonomy places the organism in Eukaryota, Metazoa, Arthropoda, Insecta, Hemiptera, Cicadellidae. Gene Ontology annotation, cellular component: endoplasmic reticulum. The transcript has 7 exons. The coding region runs from base 88 to 1065 and encodes 325 amino acids.